Exophiala aquamarina CBS 119918 is the source of this 399-nucleotide messenger RNA. RefSeq lists its product as uncharacterized. NCBI's taxonomy places the organism in Eukaryota, Fungi, Ascomycota, Eurotiomycetes, Chaetothyriales, Herpotrichiellaceae. The transcript has a single exon. Bases 1 to 399 code for a protein of 132 amino acids. The record is from RefSeq and is a predicted model, not a curated record.
AUGCCUCAUCUUGCCCACAUCUCUCUAGUCGUUCGCGACUAUGACGAGGCUCUCGAGUUCUUCGUGACUAAGCUCGGCUUUACCCUCGUCGAGGACAAGCAAGAGCCAAACAAGCGCUGGGUCACCAUCCGCCCUCCUGGUGCGCCGCCGGAAGCAACGACCAUAUUGCUCGCCCGCGCUUCGAAUCCAGAGCAGUCAGCCGUUGUGGGGGAUCAGACAGGCGGACGGGUGUUUUUAUUCCUCGAAACGGAUAAUUUUCAGAGGGACUAUGAUCGAUUUACCAUGAAUGGGGUAGAAUGGGUGAGGCCGCCGACCAAAAUGGACUAUGGGAUUGUUGCCGUGUUCAAGGAUCUGUACGGCAAUCAAUGGGAUUUGAUUGAGAGAACACCUGCGUCUUGA